Scomber japonicus (chub mackerel) is the source of this 1134-nucleotide messenger RNA. Its product is annotated as C-type lectin domain family 4 member E-like. The transcript is spliced from 8 exons. The record is from RefSeq and is a predicted model, not a curated record. Lineage: Eukaryota; Metazoa; Chordata; Actinopteri; Scombriformes; Scombridae. Bases 1 to 1029 code for a protein of 342 amino acids.
AUGUGGAUUAAAGAAGAUGAGCUUUGUGAAAUUCAAGCUGAUUCUGUGUCCACAAAAUAUUUCCAGGAGAACAGAUACAAAACGUUUUGGAUAGUCAAAGGACACACCGUCACUCCCAGACUGGGCAAACACGCAUCACCGAUUGCCACGAAGCCACGAAGCAGCAAAAUGCCUGAAGCUGAAGUACUGUACUCUGAUGUUAAGUUCACAAGAUCGAAGGGAGACUCCAAUGAGACCACUUCCUCAUUGGCGGACACCACUUACUCUGAAGUGAGGAUCGCAAAAACCAAAACCGAGCCGUCCACAGAGCUGACUGCUCCCCAACAGGUGAUGUCACAUGAAGGGUCAAAGGUCAAAUCAGAGAAAGUUCCCCUGCUGAUUCUCUGUGUUCUCUUGGCAGCUGUGGUCAUCGCUCUUUGUUACGUCUUUACUAAAGGAGAGUUUAAAGCUUUACUGACUGCUUUUGUUUUAAAAACAGCUCAUGACAACAUUCAAACCAAGAGAAGUCUCAAAAAUCUGGAAGAUGAGUAUGAAGCUUUGAAGAAAAAUUUAACAGGUGAUUCAUGCCUGAAAUGUGAUGAAGGCUGGGAGCAACAUUUAGGAAAGUGUUAUUAUUUCUCCAUCACAAAUUCAUCCUGGGAAAAGAGCAGACGCAAGUGCCAAAGACUAGGAGGAGACCUGGUGAAGAUAGACAGCAGCGAGGAGCAGAAAUUCUUAAAGGACAAACUGAAAAACAAAAUGAGGAAUGAUGAAGACAAGUUCUGGAUCGGACUGACAGACUCAAAGGAAGAGAACAAAUGGAUUUGGGUGGACGGUUCACUGUUGAACGAAAGUUUGUCUUUCUGGUCCAAAACUGAGCCGGACAAUUGGAAUGGGACCAAUCCUGAAGGAGAGGACUGUGCAAGGAUGGGAGAGAAAGGAGGAGCUGAAGACCUGAAGUGCUGGUUUGAUAGAUCCUGCAACAUGCCUCACAGAAGUAUUUGUGAGAAACCAGCAAACACUGGAAGUCUUCAGGAUGUCUGUGUCUGAAAUCCAGUUGAGCUCAGUCUUCUCAGACUAAUCACAGUUUUUAUUAGCUGCUUUGGCUCAAUUGUGAAAUAAUAAUCAUGAUUCUCUAAACACAGUGUGCUAUUC